This is a messenger RNA of Mycena citricolor, 648 nucleotides long. NCBI's taxonomy places the organism in Eukaryota, Fungi, Basidiomycota, Agaricomycetes, Agaricales, Mycenaceae. The record is from the annotation of a GenBank genome assembly.
UGCUUUCUCUCUCUAUCUCCUCCUUGGUCCAUCGAUGGGGCGAAAGCGACAACACUCGGUCAGGCACGGUCUGGAGUCGGCGGUCGUUGAGGCGGGUGUACAGGAAGAGGAGUGCAGUAGUCGCUACAGGGACGAUAUACCAGCCUGCGAGCGCUGGCAGUGGGUCGUACUGGUCCGUUUUAUGGAAGGUGUCCCUGGCCGCUUGCAGCGCUAUAAGUAUCACCAAGGGCCCGUGUUUCAAAUGUAUCCGCGGACCGACUAUACAGACCUUCGUCGAGGUGAAAAUCUCUCCUUGGCAAGUUGUAGCGAACGCCCGACCCCCGACUACCUUCUGAGGCGGUAUCACCUCGAAACGUUGAUUGCACGACCAAAUCAGCUGCCGGCGCCCUCGGUGUGUCAGAUUCAGGCUUGCUCAGUCUAACGUCCAAUCUCAUUUGCGGCGCGUUCGGAUGGAGUUUGGCCAGCGUAAUUGAUAAUGAUGACGUUGAUUUGGCCGUAUUUCACGAAUCACCCUUGCGGUAGUGCAACUACUGGGGUCAGCGGGGGAGAAAUUUUGGGUCAAGGAUGUCGAAAAGUUCGCGAACGGUUUUGUAUUUCUGAGCCGGUCAAUAAUUUCAAAGUCUGAGAGCGAUUCGCACUCAAUUUCAG